Chlorella variabilis is the source of this 2784-nucleotide messenger RNA. RefSeq lists its product as hypothetical. The transcript is spliced from 21 exons. The record is from RefSeq and is a predicted model, not a curated record. Bases 1 to 2784 code for a protein of 927 amino acids. NCBI's taxonomy places the organism in Eukaryota, Viridiplantae, Chlorophyta, Trebouxiophyceae, Chlorellales, Chlorellaceae.
AUGGCCCGCCACGGCCCACUCGCCCUGCCCCUGCUGCUCAUCCUGCUGCUGCUGCUCGCCCGCAGCCCUGCCUCUGCAAGGAGGCUGCUGGUCACGUCUGCCGCCCAGGGCUCUGCCACCGGCACCAGCGCCGCCGUCUCGGCCCAGAGCGUCGCCGCCGCGGGGGCGGGCACCGAGCUGGGCACCGCCCACGCCACCGGCACCGCCACUGAUGGGAGCGUUUCCACGCGCGGGGCUGUGGCUGCGGGCAGCGGCGGCAGCCUGGCUGCCGGGACCACCCAGGGCUCUGCUGCGGGCCACACCGCCACUUCCACCUCGGCCCUCACUGCCCUGGCCAACCCCACCUCUGUCGCUGUGGGAGGCUUCACCAACGCCCAGGCGUCCGCCCCUGCCGGCACCGCUGCCACCGCCGACACCCUCACCACCCUGCUGGCCGCCACCGCCGGCGGCGGCACCGCUGCCUCCAACAUCGGCUCCCAUGCCUCCUCGACCGUCGGCGGCGCCGUGCUGAGCGACGCGGCUGGCGUGGCACAGGCUGGCACCUCUGGCGCUCAGGCCACCGGCCACUCCGAGUCCCGCACCCCCACCGCCACCUCCAUCGCCGAUGGCAGCGCCAUCGGCACCGGCGCCCUGGCGCAGGCCCUGGCCGAGCUCCUCACCUCUGCCAUCUUUACGCCGGGCGCCUCCUCCGCCUCCGCCCCCGCCUCUGCAUCUGCCGCAGGCACCGCCGGCUCGCGCGUCGACGUCACCACCCUGGCCGAGGCCCUGCAUGCCCUGCAGAGCGCCCCCACCUUCCAGCUGAGCGACCGUCGCCGCCGCCUGCUGCAGCAGCAGGAGGCAUCAGGCACUGCCAGCGGCGACAGCGCGCACGUCAACACCAUCUCCGCCUGCGACACCGCCUCGGGCAUGUGCAUCGGCACCGCCCUGUCCACCGCUCAGAAGGCAGACGGCGGCGCCGCCACCACCGCCUCCCUGCAGGGCUCCAGCGGCGGCAGCGCCACGGCGGGACAGACCUCCGGCACCUCCAGCGGCACGGACGCCUCCUCCACCUCUGCCCUCACCUCCAUCACCGCCCCCAACACCGCCGUUGUGGGAGGCUUCUCCACCGGCCAGGCCACCGGCAACCCUGGCACCCCCGCCACCGGCACCUCCUCCACCCAGCUGCAGGCCAGCACGCCAGGCCACACCGCCACCGGCAGCCUGCAAGCCGGAGCUGCCAGCCUGGGCGGUGGCUCGGUGACAGCCAACACCGCGGGCGUCGCCUCUGCCACCACCACGGGCGCUCAGGUGAACGGCAGCCUGCUGGCCCGCACGCCCACCGCCACCCAGGUGGCCGACCUGCUGGCGGCGGCGGGCGGGGACUGGGCCUCCGUCCUGGCCCUGCUCACCGGCCAGGCCACCUCCGUGCCCGGCACCGUGGCGGCCAGCGGCACCGGCUCGGCGCACGCGGCUGGCAGCCAGUCGGGCGCGACGGCUGCAUCUGCAGCUUUCGAAAAGGGGCACGCCUCUCCUCACGCUGAGAAGCCGCUGCUGGAGCAAAUGCGAAGCCAGGAUGAGGAGGCCAAGGCCAAGGAGGAGUUGGACAAGGUGUUCAGCGAGCUAGCAGAGGCCGCUUCAGCUGCGGCAGCCAGAUGCAGCAGCAGCUACAAGCCUGGCGACGGCAUCCCGCUGCUGAGCGGCCUGGUGGCUGAGGGCGGCACCCUGUCCCUGGAGGCGCAGCACGUUUACGAUGUGGUGGUGCACGCUACUGACUCCAGCGUUGAGGUGCUGGAGCGCUGCUCGGCGGUGGCAGGCCGCCUGUGGGUGGCGGUGGGCAAGGAGGCCACGAUGGGCGUGGUGCCUGGCCACAAGGUGGCUGGUCUGGUGGAGAUGCGCAACAGCGUCGCCAUGGCGCAAGAGGCGCUGAUCGCCACGCAUGAGAGCCUGACUGCGGGCGCGGAGGAGGCCAGCCGUGCCGAGGAUCUGCUGGAGCAGGCUGAUGCACCACUGUGCGGCCAGCCCGACCUGGAGGAUGUGUGCAGGCAGCUGGUGGCGGCGUCCUUCCAGCUGGCAUUCGGCGCCGGCAGGCCUCUGCAGCUGCUGGUGCAGCUGGAACAUUGGGCCCUCUGCGGCAUGCUGGGCAGCCUGGCGCUGCACAUAGCUGGCACCUGCCUGCACUCUAGUGCCGACCUGCUGGCGCGGGCGGCCCGGAAGAGCAACAAGGUCGACAUCUCCGCCUCCUCCCUGACCACCCUGGCCAACCUGCUGAAGGCAGAGAAGGGCAAGCCGGGUGGGGCCAACAACCGCCUGCUGAGGCACACGCUGCCAGCCGGCUUGCAGCUGGUGCAAGGCGCGCUGGAGCAGAGCCCCGCCUCUCCAGCCGCCAGGAGCGCUUUGAGCCCCGAGGCCUACACCCAGACCGCACGCAGCGUUAAUGCCUGGCUGGACCUGCCUGCUGCCGUGGACUUCAGCAAGACCCAGGACAUGCCGGCCAAGCUGAAGAGUGCAAGCCCCAAGCAACUGCUGGAGCUGGCGGGCUUGGCAAUCAACCCUGCAACUGUGGGACUAGAGGCUGCCAUGUGCUUGGGCGGCCUGACGCUCAACAGCAUGGCGCAGGACAUCCCACAGCUGGCCACGUUGCAGGCCCUGGUGAGUGAGAGCUGGGGUGGCCGCCCGCCGGUCGCCACUCAGUUCAUCCAGCUGGUGGCGGAGGUGGUGUCGCCCCCGCCCGAGGACCUACCCGAGGCCGACCAGGAGCAGCUCAACUCUCUUGCCAUCGGUGGGCCAGGUCAUGCCCCUGGCUGA